AUGGACGAUGAGACGUACAUUAAAGCGGACGCCAAGCAGAUUCCCGGCAUAGAGUUUUUCUUCGGCAAGUCCCGCAUGGAUGUUCUGGAGAAGUUCCGGAAGAAGAAGCUCGGACCGUGUGAGCGCGUCGCCAAAAGCGUACCGCGGUCCGGAUUCAAUCCAACGGGAGAGGGGGUUCAUUUCAUCACGGAUGGUCAUAGCGGAAACAAAGUACCCGAAGCCGUCCGAAGCUCAGCUCUCGAUUGCCAAAUCGGAAGUCUUCCGUCCAGCCGCCACUCCCUCCGCAACUCUAAUUCGGCCAUACCGCGUACGAGUCACCUUCCGUUGCUGCGCGCCAUACUGCAGCAUGUGAGCGGCACCAUCACGUUUACGCCGCCAUCGCUACACCGCCAUCAUCGAGUCGUCGAGCCCUCAUCGGACAGCAGUCAGCGAUUCAUCACUUCGUUAAGUAAAACCUGCGCAGCCCUGUUGAUAGCGCAACCAGUAGCCUAUAACGCGUACCCCCUGAGGCCACCCACUGAGGGCGAUGUAAGCAACAUCUUCGAGAAUAGCAACAACAACUGUGAUAGCACAGAAGAUGCGAUCCCUCAGGAGCAGCAACAGCCGGAACCUACAACGGAUGCCUUCGAACGUGUUCUUUCUCCGGAGACAACUCUAUACGACACGGAAGCUUCUGGUGAAGAUGAUGGUUCCGAUUUGAGCCAAGCGGAACGGCGGCGACGGAAUUUCACAUUCAAACUGAAUUCGAUUGAACUGAGCGUCAUCGAGGAGAAAACGGACGAAGAUGGAAGUGUCUACCAACAGUCACCGGAGAAGGGUUUUGAGGGUGGUAGAGUGAUAGAAAGUAGUGAAAAAUCAAGGGAAGGCUACCUGUCAAGUCUGGAAGGAGAAGAUGCACUUCGAAAAGAUCAAGCGGUUUUCCGGACCGACUCGGAAGGAAAUGAGGAUUUAGUAAAUUUGGAUGACGAUGCAGUCGCUGAUGAAGAACCUGAAACAGCUGAUAAUGAAGAAGAUUCCAGUGAGCAAAGUCUGAAAGGCUUUGAGGAUGUGGAACAACUUCUGAACAGAAUGCCUCUGGUUCCUACAUUUAAAACGCUAACAAGAUUUCGAUCCUUCGAAUACCCACGCGCUAUUGAAGGCGAAGAUGAUAGCGACGAGGAGGAGGCAUCUCCUCGGUUGAAGAAAUUCAAUCUGAAAGAUUUUAAAAGCAAAAUGCAAUCAGAGAGUAAUUUGGACAUUUCGGAGGGUGACGAUGAAGAGGAGGAAGAAAACCAUGACGACGAUGAUGAGGAUACUAUUGUGCCGGAUGAUGACUUCGAUGUGGAUGCAGCCAUCGACGAGGUGCUGGAGGAAACGUCUUCCGAGGUGCAGAAUGAGAAAUGGGAAAUGCUGAAGCGCACCCUGCACAAAAUCCCAUACCGCGCCAAUUCGUUCGAUUUGUUCGGCGAAAGCAACGAGGAUAUCCUGGAAAAUCUAUUUGAGCAAAGGAGAAAUAAAGUGUUGGAAAGUGCUGGUGAGGAGUUGGGUAGAUCACCAGAAGAUGUGUAA
Ochlerotatus camptorhynchus is the source of this 1548-nucleotide messenger RNA. RefSeq lists its product as uncharacterized. The transcript is spliced from 6 exons. Lineage: Eukaryota; Metazoa; Arthropoda; Insecta; Diptera; Culicidae. The record is from RefSeq and is a predicted model, not a curated record. Bases 1 to 1548 code for a protein of 515 amino acids.